AUGUUGGUAUAUGAUCCAAAGCAGAAUCCGGGUACAGGUGCUGGCACAAAUGCAUUUGAUGAAAUUCUUAAAGCUACACCACCUGCUUUGGUUGCAUUUUUAGCAAACCUACCCACAGUUUAUGGUCCAACUCCAAAUGUGGAUAUCGUACUAUCGAUUUGCUUACAUAACGACCUUCCAAUGGGACAAAGUGGUAAAAUUGGGAUUCAAUCGCAAUUGCCAGGAGGUCCUGCUCCUGCUACAAGUGAACUUUCUGGUAGCAACCAUUAUGGGAAAAGAAAAGAAUUAGACAGACAAGAAGAUGAUGAUGCUACAUCUCUCCAAAGCCAACCACCUCCUCGCGACGCUUUCCGGAUACGACACACCAGUAGAUAA
Messenger RNA from Vicia faba (fava bean), 375 nucleotides. Lineage: Eukaryota; Viridiplantae; Streptophyta; Magnoliopsida; Fabales; Fabaceae. The record is from the annotation of a GenBank genome assembly.